AAAUUAAACUGCUACCAACUGCCAGUACGCUUCCAGCAGAUUGACUGAACGAUUUAGCUUGCUGUUCACGGGGUGCCUCAGAUAGGGAUGUUUUAAAGAAGAGAGCGUACAAAGUCUUUGACUGUUUAAUGAGCGGCCAUGUUGACAGAUGGGCGGUCCUCCGUUGGAUGUUGAGGGCGAAGAUUGGACGCUGGAGAUCGGUCUCAUAGAAACUUUUGGAAACAUUGAUGGGAUAUUGGUGAAGGGUCUGCCUUGCUUCAAAUGAGCCGAUCUUCUCCGUGUAUGGCUUGACCUACGAUCUCACGUAAAUGGUACGAGUCUUACACAUUUGAUUGCAAAAAAGUCCGUGUCUCGAGUGGCGGUUGACUUCUGGUCUUCAUCUAGUGUCGUCUGCUUCUUCCAUCGUCUGCCCGAUUAUGACGGGAGGCAGGUGAGGAUCGUCAAGGUUGUGUUUUGUUUAUAAUACAAGUUGGUUUACUGUUUACAAACUUUCCAAGCUGAAAGUAGACUGACCGGGAGGCGAUAAGAGAUUAAUUAAACACAUAUCUUGUUAGUCACCGGAGCUCGGAGCAUAAAGAGGAGAAUCCAUCGUGGCAUCGUUCCUGGAGGUUGCAGUGUGAUGUAAUACCGUGAGUGUGCUCCAACAGGCCCUGCCGGGGACACUGUUUUCACACGUUUACCAGUGUAAAUGCGUUAAUUGGAUAUCAGACCCCGAAGCGUGUACACGUCUCAGAUAGACAGCUGAACGGUCAGUGUUGGAACUUCCGGCAAACGUCCGAGCAGGGGAGCAGACGAUAAUUCACGUGUAUCUUCUCAUUUCUGCCUCACUGACACUCCUACACCGUCGUAAAUUGUUGGGAAUUUGCCGGGGACUGAAGUAAGGAAUCUCUCCCACACAGCCCAGAUCCGACUGGAGCGAGCGGAAGGCUAUCGCUUUAAAAGAUAAGUGGAUAUUUCAAGAUGGCUUCUAGCGGCGUUGACCCUGAUGUUAAAGAAAAAGCCAACGAGGAAGCCACAAAAGUCGAGCCAGAACGUCCUCCUGAGGCUACGGAUGAGCAGGUUCCAGCAUCUGCAGACAAUCCUGCAAUACAGGUGACAGAGGCUCCCCAAACAUUGGAGGAGGUUAAUGAAGCGAAUCCAACGCCGGUCGAUCCACAACCGGAACAACCCACACCCGAGGACACCCAGCCUGAGGAAGUUACUACACCCGAGGAAGAAACUCCUCCAGCUGAAACCCCGAAAAAGCUCACACGCCUCCAGAAAAUCCAGAAGCGCUUCCCGGGACUGCCAUUUAUCGGCGCAAUGCGGUCUGGGACAUACAUCGUGAACGAACCCCGUGACGGCGCUGACAACGGAGUAGUCACCACGAGCAAGACGCCGGACAACGACGACCAGGUGUGUUUGACAAAGAUGGAGGCGGAUGCUGAAGAAGGUGUUGUUGCCUCACCCGAGGUCGCUGCUCUGCAGAAGCGGAAAUCUUCCAAGAAGAAUACUGUUUACAGGUCAGCGAUGACGAAGCUGCUGUGUGGACUUUACUGUCUGUUGCUGGUUGUGUUCGGCAUCGUGUUUGCCGUCGCCAACGCCCUCACUGUCAAGGAGAGGGAACACAAAUACUACCUGGAGGCGUUCCUCGUCUACCUGUAUGCUGGCUCCCUCAUCGUCCUCCUGUACCUCCAAAUCGGCAUCCUCCGGGGCGUCAAGGUACGCCAGAACUUCUUCGACCACAACAUCAAGGUGGUGAUCCGUCGCAGCACCGAGAACAUUCAUCAGUCGCCGUCUCCGACCCGCAGGUCCAACGAUGACGACAGCAUCCUGGACAAGGAGACCCGCAAAGACGCCCUGGAUCAAAUAUCUACCGCGAGCAACGCCUCCAUGCGCAGUCAGCUCGCACUUCCGGCGGAUGGGGAAGUUGCGCAUGUCGGAGAGGGAAUCAACUUCUACCUCCGACUCGGGGCUCUAGCGUUCAGCAUUGGGAGCGUCACCCUUGACGGCUUCCACAUCUCCUCCUACUUCGAGACCGAGAACACGGAGACGUGCGAGAGUAAGAUCUUCACGCUUGUGUACGUCCUUCACCUCAUCUUCACCUUCGUCCAGACAUUCUUCCUCUUCAAGAAUCACAAGCUAGUGAUUGACAAGUGUAAACCUGCGGUGAGGUUUGGGCUGAUGCAUCUCCUAGCAACCAACAUCUGUGUAUGGGCUGUCACAGCAGUCACGGAAACGGCCGAGGAUUCCCGACAGCAAGACUAUUUUGCAAGAGUCCGACAAAACCACAGCUCAAUCUAUCUGACGCGGAGCUGCUACGAGGAGGAGACGGUGGCCAGGACAGCAUCCCCCUACCUCUUCCCCUGCACCAUCAUGUACAGCAUCAUCGCCGCCGGCAUCAUCUACCGCAUGUACCAGCACGUGGGGGUGAAGGUGAAGCAGCGAUGGCCAAGUCACACCUCCCUGACCAGCUCGGCUCCUCACGGCGCCGCCAGCAUGGACUGUGAGAAAGCCAACAAGGGCCUCUUCUCCGGACUCCUCAUCGCCGUCGUCACUCUCAUCGCCAUCGCGACAUUCUUUGUGUUUGAGGCUCGACUGAAGGUGCCUGAAACAGCCAUCAAUGUGUUCUUUGUGAUGGAACUUGCUCUGCUCAGCAUCACCGGGGUCUGCAUCGUCAUCGGCCACAUCCGGCUUACCCAGCUCAAGUUCAUGGAAAACUACUUCCUGUCCUUGGAUUCGGUCCUCCUAGCCGUGGCGGUAGGGGGCGCUUACGUCUACUUGAGCUUCAUGCUCAUCUCCGCGGCGUCCACCGUCAGCGCCCAGGGUCUCUCCAGCAUCCUCUCCCUCGUCGUCAUCACCCUGGGGCUGAUACAGAGCACCAUGCAGACCGUCUUCAUCCUCGACGGCCUGUGCAGGUGCUCCGAGAACGACAGCCAGAUCGACAGGAAGCCAGGUCGCGCCAUUGUGACCUUCACCUUGGUCUGCAACUUGGCGUUGUGGGUUGUAGGUAUGUUCGAGAACAAGAAGACGACGGUAAUCCCCUUCCAUCAAGACUUCUACGGCAUCCUCAGUUGGAACAUCAUACUUCAUCUUUGUGUGCCGCUCUACAUCUUCUUCCGGUUCCACUCGGCUAUCUGUCUCUCCAAGAUCUGGUACCAGGCCUACCAGAAGGAGAAGAUGCCAUGAGUUGUCACGUGACACGGGGAUCACAUGUCUGUCAUGUGACGUGUGUGAUGACUAAAGUGACGACGCUUUUUUGACGAUUGUCACGUGACUGGAUCUUUGAAUCUUUGAACGUUGUAAUAUCCAAGCCAAAGACAAUGACGUAUUCUUUUAAGGCAGCUCGCUCACAGAGAAGGGAACGACCAGUUUGCGACUGGGUUCCGUCUUGGCUAGGAUCACGGCAGGAAUGUACUAUUGUUAGUACUUGGUUUGGACUUAACGUGAGACUGUGUGAGCAACGUGUGACAUAUAACACUACACUGGUUUAUUCUACAAUGUGUUCUCGUAAUACUUGGUGAGUGUUGGGGGAAAAUGGUACUGUGAAAGUAAAGUGUGUCUUGUACUCUUGGCUCUGACUGUGGCAUCAAAGUCAGAGAUUAAAGAUAAGAGAGUUCACCCAGCACUUGCUGACGUCGAUACUAGGAGAACACUGGUCGAGGAGGUAACGUGGACGUGGUAACCAGGCGUGUGGGCCUCUGUUCUGACAGGAACGACGGCAACUGCAAAUGUUCACGUCAAAUAAGACAGCGUCAUGGACCUCGACAGAGACGUCGUCAACAAGAGUGCUCUGUGUCGGUGUUUCAGGUGUGAUGACCGAGAUUAAUGCUCCAGUAUGAAAGUGCCUCAAUUGACAUAUGACGUUUGGUUGUCAUGGUAACAACAAACAUUAGAACAAUCGUGACCAUCAUCAACGAACGCUGGCGUGUAAAGUACAUCAGCUCAUCGCAUCUGAUCAACUGACUUCAACUCAGCCGCUCCUUCUGCUCUCACCCGUCAAGUAUUUUAAUGCAUUUAUAUGAAACUACUGAUUUAUAUUAAACUAAUUUUGUAUUUUUAUAAUCUCGUAGCUAGGUUACAUAUUGUAUUGAUAUUGUACUAAUUAUUGUUUACCGUCCGCCAAGCAGAUGAUGCUCAUAAUGAUGCGAGUAUCUAGUCAUGUUGAUAAGUGCUACAGUCGUAUCUGAUCGCCAAACCAAUACAGGUUGCACAUGCGUGCGCCGUGCAAUACAGAAACACGAGCAUGAUGUAUGCUAUAAAGUAGAAGCAUAAACUGCUGUGAUGAUAUAUAACCUUAUGGAGUACAGUUCAAUAUUUGUAAUUAUUAUUUAUAUAUUAAAUUAAGACACGUGAUUAUUUAGAAUAUUGAGUGCGCUUAUUAAUCGUCAGUGUUAGACUAGAAACGCCACAGAGAAACCCUUGCUCAAACCUUCAGCUUUGUCCGCCUCCUUCUCGGUGCUACAUCAAGGAAACAUAAUCGCAUCGCAUCUUUUGUAUACCAGGGUUGGUGGGGUGUCUGCAGUGUGUAACGGUAAACGUGUUUGGUUCCUCAGUAUUAAUGGCAGUUAAAUGGCAUUUGUGACUUAAAGCUUUUCAUUUAGAUAUUUACAAUACGGGUGAAGAGGAACCACAGUUGUGAAACAGAUUUCAAAAUGGCGCAGAUCUCAUUCUCUGUACAUAGACAAUCACUCAUACUCGGGAAACUUCGUCCAUUUCCGUACACAUCUAUAUCUCUGAUUAAUGUUAUGACAAAUAUGGCUUAUAUUUAGAACAUUGUUUUGGGCAAUAUAAGAAUGUAUUUAUAAUGAUAUAAAUCACCGAACAUUGUUAAAAUUCAGAGUCGAAAUUACGAUAACCAAAACGAGACUUACCUUCUUGCUCCGAGAUAUGAUGAUCGCACGGUGGUGUGACGGAUGUCAUUGCAUGUUCAUUGCUGUAAGUGCCUUCUAGCGAGUCUAACUCCCGGCUUGCCGAGACGGCGGUGAACGUCACGAUACGUCAAGUCACGUCACGUCAUAUACGUCCUAAGCGUCACAUCAAGAUCAUUGUGCGUUCCAUGCUGAAUUAAAGCAACAUUUUUUCCAUUGUGAAAGAUCAUUAGCUUGAUUCCACGCCGAUGACGUUACUGACGUUGAUGACGCUGGUGACGUUGCCGCAGCUCAGCAAGGCGGGUUAAGCGAUUAGCUGUACAGGCGGGAAGACAGUUUUAGGCUAGCCAAAUAAAAUACUAAAACACACAA
Haliotis rubra (blacklip abalone) is the source of this 5222-nucleotide messenger RNA. Its product is annotated as proton channel OtopLc-like. The transcript is spliced from 7 exons. NCBI's taxonomy places the organism in Eukaryota, Metazoa, Mollusca, Gastropoda, Lepetellida, Haliotidae. The record is from RefSeq and is a predicted model, not a curated record. Gene Ontology annotation, molecular function: proton channel activity. Bases 961 to 3168 code for a protein of 735 amino acids. Gene Ontology annotation, cellular component: membrane. Gene Ontology annotation, biological process: proton transmembrane transport.